GCAAAAGAACCAAAAGAGUCUGGUUUCUGUUUUGUCUAACUUUUUCUCUCUGGCGAAAAGCUAAAGAGGCUUUGGUUACGGUCUCGGUCUCCUAUCAAAUCACGAACUUCUUGUCUGUAAUUUUGCUGUGAUUUAUACACCGGGUGAGAUAUUUUCUCUACCGAGACUUGUCGCCGGAAACUAAAGCGCAGAGACAGAGAUAUCGGAAAAUUUGGUCUCCGCCUGCUGAGCUUUGCGGAAUCAGUAGGAUUUCGAUUUAGAGUUUGGGCGAUUCUCAAUUAUGGGUUCCGAGCAAAACGACGGCACAAGCUUCUGUCCCUCAGAGCCAAAGCUCUGCGUCAAUGGCUGUGGCUUCUUCGGAAGUCCAUCGAACAUGAACCUCUGUUCCAAAUGCUACAGAGACAUCCGAGCCAAGGAGGAGCAAGCCGCUUCUGCUAAAGCCGCCGUCGAGAAAUCGCUAAACCCUAACAAACCCAAAAUCCAACCACAACAGAGCAAGGAUGUCACUUCCGGCGUUGUCGAAUCCGGGUCCUCAUCAUCAUCAACGAGCGGCGACGGAGCAGCUCCCGUGGAUCCGCCGAAAUCGACGGCCACGAGAUGCUUGAGCUGCAACAAGAAAGUGGGCGUGACGGGUUUCAAGUGCAAGUGUGGGAGCACUUUCUGUGGAGCUCAUAGAUAUCCAGAGACUCAUGACUGCGAAUUCGAUUUCAAAGGAGUGGCCAGAGAAGCUAUUGCUAAGUCCAAUCCUGUGGUGAAGGCUGAUAAGGUUGACAGGAUAUGAAUUGGUGAUAAGACAAAAAUGUCUGCUUGUGUUCUCUUUGUUUUCAAAGGAUCGUGAUGUUGGUUGCUUUGGCUCUUUUUUUUUUUAUGCUCUUGUUAUCGUUUGAUUUGCUCUCUAGGGUUUCUUAGGAAGUUAGGGUUUGCUAUUAUAUGUGAUUUCAUGAUUUGGAACGCUGGAUUUGUUGUUCUGUAAUAAAAUUUGUUCGUUAUAUCAGAAGAUUUGUGUUCUUUAUUG
This is a messenger RNA of Capsella rubella, 1015 nucleotides long. RefSeq names its product zinc finger A20 and AN1 domain-containing stress-associated protein 1. The record is from RefSeq and is a predicted model, not a curated record. The transcript is spliced from 2 exons. Gene Ontology annotation, molecular function: zinc ion binding; DNA binding. The coding region runs from base 281 to 781 and encodes 166 amino acids. Gene Ontology annotation, biological process: proteasome-mediated ubiquitin-dependent protein catabolic process. Lineage: Eukaryota; Viridiplantae; Streptophyta; Magnoliopsida; Brassicales; Brassicaceae.